AUGAAAUACUGUAGUAAGUAUGCAUUGACAACCAAAUUGUCAAUGCACAUAACUAAAUAAAUGUCAAAGACCUCUGAGGAGUAUGGUGUCUGUGUGCUUCCUAACAGACAGUGUGUUGUCUUAAUCAGGAAAUGAAAGAGACAAAUUUAACAAACAGAGUAGAAAUUAUUGAUGUUACACCAAAAGAAUCUGAAAUAAGUACUGAAGUGAAAAAUCAUAUUGUGUGUGACAUUGAAGGCUGCAAUAAAACAUUCACUAGUGGUGGAUCAUAUCUCUUUCAUAAAAAUAAAUCACACCCUGAACCAAAACAGUCUACUGUUCCUGUUAAACCUGUUAAAAACUCUAAUGUUGUUUACAGAUAUCGAUACUUUUGUCCUCUUGUUGACUGUCGCCACCAUUCAACUAAACAUUUUACUAAGUUAAAAUACUUAAAACAGCAUUAUGGUAAAGUUCAUGGUGAUAAGAAGUAUAAGUGUAGCAUGUGCCAGAAAGGCUUUGCAUUUGAAAGAGAUUUAAACAGACACAAAGAAACAUGUGGUCAAGUAUUUGAAUGUGUUAGUUGUAAAUGUCCAUAUACUACCCCUGAGGCUGUAUUAACACAUUGCAGAAGACAUGGCCACGAACCACCAUCUUCAGCUAAAUCUUCAAGGAGAGGAAAUAAACACCUGGAGAAGAGCAGAAUCAAAGAGAACAGCUCAUCACCAGUACCGAUGAAUCCAUGUUUAAUUGUGAUAAAUCAAUCUAGUCAACCUGUUGUUACUCCAUCACCAUCACCUCAACAUCCUAGAAUAUUACCUAAACCAACCUAUUCUUCAGCAACUAUAGUCCGCGGUUUACCGUCAGCUACCAAUAAUUUACAGUCUUUAUGUAUAGGUCUACCACAAGUUGGAAUUUCUGCAAAAUCAUCCAAGUUAAUCAAUGAUCAAGAUCAAGCAAACAGAAUUAAUAAGGAUGAUUUAACCAGAGAUCAAAGUCCAGUAUGUUCUGUAGCAGAAAUUCAAACUGAUAUUUAUGGUAUUGAAACAUUGACCUCUUUAAACUCUGUGUCAUUAGCUUCUACAGGAACACAGGCUGAUCCUCCUCAAAAACUUUCUUCCACUGGUAUGCAAACAUCAAUGUCUUUUUUACCGAAAAAGACAACUUGUAGUAUUGCUGGUACUCAAACAUCAACAGAGAAUAUUCUAGAUAGAGCAAUUAAAACUGCUAAAAUUCCAACAUCAACUCAGAUACGUAAAGCAUUUAAAAAGAAAACAUGUGAAGUUCAAACCAACACCACAUUUUGUAAUAAAAGACGAAAACGUAAAAUUUGGAAAAAGAUGUCUCAUGUAGGUUGUGGUCCAGAUCCUGUUAUAUCAGAAUUAGUUUUAGACAUUAAUAAUUCCACACAAACAAAUCUAUCAUUCUUUCAUCAGCAGACAAAUUUAUUACAAAAUAUUGAAACUCAAACACCUUAUCAGUCUAUACCAUCUAGCUCACGUUACUUGGAACUUUUACCUGACUAUCAUGUACCUUGCAAAAAACGUCUCCUUGAACAAAAUCUAGAUUUAUUGGCAGAUGCAACAUUGACCAAUUUUAUGCCCAUGAAUAACACCACUAUGACCCCAAGAAGACCUACUUUGGGAGAUCCAUCAUUAGGAUCAACAUUUUCUACAUCAAUGGAUUCUGAAUCUCAAACAGUAACAUCAGCCUCUGAUUUAGACCAUUUACUUCAGUCAGAUACUCAAAAUAACCCUCUUUCCACGGUCAUUGAUAUUCAAACACAAACAGUUGAGGAAGAACUACUGAACUUCUUAAUGAAUAAUAUGGAAACUCAAACCACUGAUGAUCUCUUUCCUGAAGUCGGAUUAUCAGAUAUUGAAACUCAGACUCUGGCAACAGGUCUUACUUAUCCAGGCGAGAUAAAUGUUGGAAAUCGACCACAGAGUGAUAGGAUGAUGUCAAGUACUUCGACUGGAUCUGAUCGAGUGCUUCUAUUUGAACCAUUGGUUACAACUGAGACACAAACAAACGUAAACCAACAUGACUUGACUGAUAUGGAGACUCAAACUACAUUUAAUACAAUAGAUUUCUUUACGAAUUUAACUGAUUCCCAUACCCAAACUACACUCUUUAUGUAGUGAUUACUAUGAAGUAUUGUGUUGAUCCUCUGAUGUGAAAUUCGGCUGUAUCUUUAUUGUGAUUUAUUUAUUAUAUAUUUCUUUAUUGUUAAUUAAAUUACUCUAAUUCCUUA
Molecule: messenger RNA, 2230 nt
Organism: Lottia gigantea (owl limpet)
Lineage: Eukaryota; Metazoa; Mollusca; Gastropoda; Lottiidae
Exons: 5
Coding region: 132-2117 (661 amino acids)
Biological process (GO): regulation of transcription by RNA polymerase II
Cellular component (GO): nucleus
Molecular function (GO): transcription cis-regulatory region binding; DNA-binding transcription factor activity, RNA polymerase II-specific
Source: RefSeq, a predicted model, not a curated record